Molecule: messenger RNA, 1234 nt
Organism: Bicyclus anynana (squinting bush brown)
Lineage: Eukaryota; Metazoa; Arthropoda; Insecta; Lepidoptera; Nymphalidae
Product: protein takeout
Exons: 5
Coding region: 118-903 (261 amino acids)
Source: RefSeq, a predicted model, not a curated record
GUUGGGAAAUAAAGACAUUUACACACCACACCUCGCCCGUGCAGCAUCGCGAGUCGCGUUCGAAAUAUUCUUUAUUUAAUAUUUAUUAAUUUAUUAAUAAAAUAGGUGUUUUAUAAAAUGGCCAGGGCCAUAGAAAUGUUGGCUAACCUACUCGCUGUGACAGUGCUGUGUAUAUGUGUCCAUAAUACGUUCCAGUUGGUACCUUUGCCUGACUUCAUCCAUCCAUGCGGAGAAUUAACAGAUGAAUGCUUCACCCAGGCCACCCUCGACGCUAUCCCGGGGGUUGUCAGAGGAAUCCCGGAAGCAGGGAUCCCAUCCCUGGAUCCGCUGUACCUGGAUAGGAACAUCACUAUGAACCUGCCGGGCAACGUCAAAAUGACGUUCCACAAUGGAAAACUAUCAGGACUGAGGACUUGUGUACCAGAUAAAGUUUCGUCUCACAGGGAGAAACGCACGUUUAUAUUCGACAUCCACUGCAACUUCACCAUCAAGGGACACUACAGCAUCCUCGGGAGGAUCUUGCUUUUCAGUCUUGACACUGAGGGAAGCGCUAAAAUCAAAAUCUGGAACCAACAUAUACGACUGGAGGUUUUAGAAAAGGUUGUAAAGGAUAAGAACGGUGAAGGACAUUACAAGAUCAACUCCUAUAAAUACAAAGCGGACUAUGGAACAGAUCUCAAACUGAAUCUUACGAACUUAUUCAGAGGAAGUCCUCAAAUUAGUGCCAACAUCCUGGAUGUUCUAAAUUCAAACUCUCAACUCGUGGCCGCAGAGUUCGGUGGGCCGAUACUCGACUACGCCAUAGACUACGCCAUGAACGUCACGCAGCGGUUCUUCAGCACCUACACUUACGACCAAAUCAGUAAAGUGCCGCUCACAGAAGAGUUCUUUGAGGACGACUAAAAUAAAUUAUUGUAAUUAACACAAACAAGCUUAUUUAAAAGUCUCAGUGGCACGGCCAUGGUCCGGUUUGACUAAUUCUAAAGUCCUUCGAUCUGACCCCCCCCCCCCCCUCCCCUAAUUAUCUAAUUUCAUACCCAUGCGUACUGUGUAGGUAUGACAAUAGAUCGACCAAGUCUGUAAUUUAAAAAAAACUAAUAUUCUUUUUAAAUACAGUGUGAUCGAGAUGCUCGUUCCGCCGUCACAAUUUCACAAUUAUGUGCCAGAUAAAGUAAACUAAAUCUACAACAUGAUUACUAUAUAAAACGUAUACGAAAACAAAUCAUUGUCUUGU